AUGUUAACCCAGUGGAUCUUCCUGGUCUUCGGCUUCUUUCUGGUUUCCGCUGAAAGUAUUACUGAGCGGAUUUUUGGAGGCAACUCAGUGCGCAUUUCGGAUAUUCCCUGGCAGGCUUCUCUUCAUAGAAAUGGGAAGCACACUUGCGACGCUGUUAUCUACAGCGAUAAUAUCGUUAUUUCGGCAGCUCAUUGUAUUCCCACAAAUAAUAAUACAAAAAUAACAGUCCGAGUUGGCUCAACCCUGAGUGAUUCCGGAGGUCAGGAAGUCAUAGUUUCAAGAAGUAAAAUACAUGAGAGAUUUGGACACAGUUUGUCCAACGAUAUAGCCGUCAUACGACUUCAGUCCAGUCUCCAAAUGGGCGUCAAUGUAAGAUCUAUACCACUGGCUAAUAGUUCUCCAAGGCCUGAAUCUACUGCCUCGGUUUCUGGAUGGGGUCCUGUGGGAUGUCACCAGGAAGAAGCUAACUCUCUGCUGGAGACCAAUGUGGUCAUUGUGGAUCUGGAUAGCUGUCAGAGGUCCUAUGGCCAAGGUGUACCUAAGGACGUGAUAUGUGCGGCGGCUUCGGAAAAAGGUUUCUGCUCGGGGGGCUCUGGAGGUCCUUUGGUAUUGGAUGGACAACUUGUUGGCAUCGUUUCUUUUGGAAAAGGUUGUGCCCAUCCCGAAUAUCCUGGAAUUUACAUCGAUGUGGCCCAGCAGAAGUCCUGGAUAUUGAAAGCUAUUAGAAAAGUGCUCUGUCCAUGUUCCAAAGUAAUAUAA
Messenger RNA from Drosophila biarmipes, 759 nucleotides. Its product is annotated as trypsin delta-like. The transcript has a single exon. Lineage: Eukaryota; Metazoa; Arthropoda; Insecta; Diptera; Drosophilidae. Gene Ontology annotation, biological process: proteolysis. The record is from RefSeq and is a predicted model, not a curated record. Bases 1 to 759 code for a protein of 252 amino acids. Gene Ontology annotation, molecular function: serine-type endopeptidase activity.